AUGACUACGAAUAGUGAUCAAACUCAAAGUUUAGAAAUAUUAAAAUUACAAUUACGAAUUGAGAAGGAAAAAACAAAACAAAUACGAAUAAAAGAAAAAGAAGAAACAAAACGAAAAAAUAUCGAAGAAAAACAAGAAACCAAACGGAAAAAACUCGAAGAAAAAGAAGAAACCAGACGGAAAAAACUCGAAGAAAAAGAAGAAACGAAACGACAAAGAAUAACAGAAGAAUCAUUUAAUAAACGGAUGGGAUCAGAAUUUGCACUAUCAUCAUCAUCAAAGAAUAAGAAUUCGGCACCAGUGUCAAAUUCUACAUCAAUAAACGAAAGCACGACUAGUAGUUCAUCUUCCUCUACAUCUAAUUUUUCCGAUGAUUCGGAAGAGUAUUAG
This is a messenger RNA of Rotaria sp. Silwood1, 390 nucleotides long. Lineage: Eukaryota; Metazoa; Rotifera; Eurotatoria; Philodinida; Philodinidae. The record is from the annotation of a GenBank genome assembly.